UGCAAAAGACAUCAAAUUAAAUCAAGUUCAAAUAUUCCCUGUGUUCCCAAAGACUUACUGAUGAUGUCUGAAUUUGUUCUUCCAAGAUUUAUUUUUUGUCUUAUUCAGUACUUAAGAGAAGGCUAUAAUGAACCAGCAGCUGAUGUGCCAUCAGAAAAAGAUCUUAACAAAGUCCUUCAGUUAUUGGAACCUCAAAUUUCCUUUUUAGAAGAUCUAACUAAAAUGGGAGGAGCAAUGCGGUCUGUUCUUACUCAGGUUUUGACAAACCAGCAAAACUACAAAGAUCUGACAUCUGGUCUUGGAGAAAAUGCCUGUGCAAAGAAAAGUCAGGAGAAGUACCUUAUAGCUUUGAAGAGCUCUGGACUUACAUAUCCUGAGGAUAAGCUUGUAUAUGGUAUACAGGAGCCAUCUGCUGGUACUAGCACUCUGGCAGUUCAAGGUUUUGCAGGUGCAGCAGGAACAUUGGGACAACUAGAUUCUUCAGAUGAGGUGAGGUUUAAAAUAUAAAACUUUUAAGCAAUAGAAUUUAAAAGCUUUUAGAACUAUGCAGAUUCUUGA
Talpa occidentalis (Iberian mole) is the source of this 558-nucleotide messenger RNA. Its product is annotated as E3 ubiquitin-protein ligase UBR3-like. The coding region runs from base 61 to 507 and encodes 148 amino acids. The transcript has 4 exons. The record is from RefSeq and is a predicted model, not a curated record. Lineage: Eukaryota; Metazoa; Chordata; Mammalia; Eulipotyphla; Talpidae.